UGACUAGGAGCCGGAAGUGCUGGCCGGAAAGUUCGAAAACAUGCCUGAGGGGAUCUGGCUGACCGCGCUCGGCGCGCUCUGUGCUGUCCUCGGGGUGCUGGGAGAGCCCGAGGAGCCCGGCCGCAAGGUUUCGCUGCACUACAACCCUGGCUUUCAUAAUACGUCGGUGAAUCUGUUGCACGUUCGCGCGGUGGAUAACAGUAGCACCAUUCAUUAUGUGUGGAGCACGAUCGGGGCCCCCACUGUCCUGCUCAUAUAUACCUCAAAUGCACAUAGUGAGCUGCACGUUAACUGGACCAAGCUCUUGUCCCCAUCCCCACACGGAGCCAUCAGCAUCGAACCGGCUGACAGCGUUCUAUACGCCACUGCUCUGCUCUUCAAUAGGAUCUUUGAGUAUUGGGACGUUAAUAACACUGCUGACUUCUCCGGGACAGAUGGGAAGUAUUUUUACCCCGCGUAUAACUUGUCUGACUUCCACUGGGAGAACACAAACGCAACGUUAAAUUCCUCCUCUCUGACGGCUAACCUAACGGGGCGCAGCAUCUCUGACCCAGCUGAGAGCUUUCAGAAUGGAAGUGUCACGUUCCGGGUAUCUGCUUAUGGUAGUUCCGGUCGGGAUCUGGCGUCCCCGCGUCUGCUCCAUAACGCCAAUUGCUCCAAGCUGGAGUUUCUGCUGUCAGGUGUCAAUCCCCGGGGUAAUAAUUCCCGUUUUGCCAUGGAGAUGGUGGCCCUGGAGAAGAAGGAUGGACGCAAAAAGAUAGAGUCUGUUCGUUCCAUCGACGAUGAGUACACCCCAACAGUUUUCGAGGUGGCACAACUCCUUCCAGACACUCCGAAUGCCAGCCACGCUCUGGGCUACCUCCAGUGGAAGUCUGUGGCUUACGGUUCUACUAAUGGCAAAAGGGAGGAAGCUCAUCCGUGCCGGUUCUAUACGUUGCGAGGUGUUAAUGGGACUCUGGAAGUUCCCAGUAUAGUGCACGCGUUCUUCGGAGAGGACCUGACCGAGCGAUAUAACGUAGAAGCCUUCAAUAUUUCGUUUGGGGUCGCAGAUGGAGACUUUUAUGUCAAACAUAAGUUUUUAAGCUGGUCGUCGCUGAUCGGAUACGGGACGCCUCCCAAGGACUCCUUCUCUACGCUAGUGAUUUGUAUCAUGGCGGUGGCGCUGGGGACUCCCCUGGGCUUGCUGAUCCUUGGCGCCAUCGUGGUGGCCACUCUGAAGAACAGAGUCUACUCUAAUUACGAGCCUAUUAAUUAACUGACUCGUUGGCCGCAGAGCUCGAGCCCACACUGGA
Molecule: messenger RNA, 1292 nt
Organism: Spea bombifrons (plains spadefoot toad)
Lineage: Eukaryota; Metazoa; Chordata; Amphibia; Anura; Pelobatidae
Gene: GLMP
Product: glycosylated lysosomal membrane protein
Exons: 6
Coding region: 41-1255 (404 amino acids)
Cellular component (GO): lysosome
Source: RefSeq, a predicted model, not a curated record